AUGAUUACCUUCGAUAGUUUCACUUUGGGUCGGUUCGUUUCAUUUACAACCGAAGGCUGCCCUGAUGGUGCCUUACAAAUCACAGAGUCCAACCGGCCACAGGUGGGCGGUUCAUGGUGCGGGACGUCAUGGGGACCUGUUAUGUACUACAGCGAAACAAAAUCCAUCAUUAUACACGUCAAUUUAUAUAAGCUUUCAAAAAUUGAAAAUGGAUAUAAUUUCGACUAUCGAAUGGAGUACAAGUUUUUGAGAAAAAAAGCGGCCAUAGUUCGGUAUGGAGGAAGUCCACCAAUUUUAUUUUUCAAUGUAUCGCUACCCACGACAACACCGGAACCGGAAUACUAUUUAGGCGAACUCAUUGCCGGAACUUACUGUUCUAGAAUAUUCAGCGACUGUGAUAAAAAGCACUGCCGUCUACAAUCGCCCAAUUUUCCGGGUAUUUACCCAAGAAAUUUGACGUGUUAUUAUGCGGUUAGGCAGCACGAGAUACCACCAGCCAACAUACCCACGUAUACUACUCGCGAUGCUGUUAUUUUGAAGUUUUGUGGAGGAGGUGAAGCAGUUCCAGAAGCUAUAUCAAGUGGUCACGAGCUCCUGGUAGAAUUUUCAACAUCUCCUUAUGGUACCUUUCUGCAACCAGCACCUGUACACAGUUUGCAUGGAUUUCAGUUAGAGGUCGAGGUGAAAUUCGUCGAUCAACAGAUACCAUCUUUUGUGAAGCAAAAACGAAACUGUGAAUUUUGGUUACGAGGAACCAACAGAGGCAUUUUGGAGAGCCCUAUACACUCCCUACCUGCCAAUACCACUUGUCUCUAUCAUCUUCAGGUCUAUUGUUGCAGCGGGAGUAAGGAAAAAUACAAUUUGGACAAUUAUUCAUCAAGCAACGCUAUAACCAAGACAAUAACGAGCCCCUCGUCAAAAGGUGGCAAAAAUGUAACGCUACUAGCCAGAUUCUGUAGAGAACACGUACCAAAAAGCUGCGAGCAUUAUCUUCUAUCCAAUUCAACUAGAUUUCCAAGACCUUGCAGCCUGGCGGAGAGCUACUUAACUUCUGGAGAUACGUUAACGUUGGAGUUAAAAUUGGCAGAUUCAACUGCGCUGAAACCUGUCAGUUUCAAAGCCCUCUAUGAGUUUGUGGACUUGCACUUGGAUGGAGAACAAUACGGAGAUGGUCCGUGUUCUAGAAAAUUCGGAGCUCUUGCUAGCGAAGGCCAACAAAAAUUCAAAUCUCCUGGUGAUAUUUUUUUAUAUGGACGUGGUGGCUCCAAAAAUAUAAGUUGUAUUUACCGUUUUGAAGCUCAAAAAGGUGAGAAAAUCAAAAUUACGCUAACCGAUGUCAGAAUAAGAAACAGAAAUUGCAAUACCAAACUGAAUAAGGAUACCGACACAUUGGAAUGCGUUGGAAACAUUACUGCUACUUUGAGAUUUUUUGAAGUGCCUUGGAUUGAUGUACCAGGAAUACCCAGAGACUGCCUGUGCGAUGUGGAUAAAAACCUGCUUUUACCAUAUACGUACAUUUCGUCGGCCAACGUCGUAGAACUUAAAUUUGACGUAUCCAGCAUGAAUGCGUCAGACGACUUCAAUUCGUUGUUCUUCGAAGGAAAUUGGAAGUUCAUUAGGACACCUGCUUGUGAACUCAACUUGAGAAAAACCGGCCCCAAUGGGGAAUUGAUCUUCAAGCAUCCUUCUGAGGAUAAAGAGUUGAAUUGCGAAUACAGUCCUCGAGUAUUUGUUCCGGGACCCAGCAAAUACUUAUACGUGAAAAUCGGAGGAGUAAUUCUCAAGCACUCAAGUAGAUGGAGCAAUAAUAAUACAUUAAGAUCCACAUCACGUACUGGUCAUACUUGUGAAACUUCAAAUAGAAUCGUCAUUCAUACUGCCCUUUAUACUGCCCUUAUAUGUCCAGAGAGUACCAUAUCAAGAGAUAGGAUGGUUGAAGUGUUUUCGGAAGGGUGGAAUAUUAAAGAAAAAUCAAAGAACAUCGUUGGACAACUAUCACUGGAUAAGAUUGAAGUGGAUCGUCUAGGAAAAGAAUUACCUAGAACCAUAGUUGCAGAAUUUUAUGGUAAAGAGGAAGGACGGUAUCCAGUUAUGUGGCUAGAACUUUCAAGGAGGAGGGAUAUUCCACCGAACGGUUUAGGAAUAUUCAUGAUAAAACCGGACCACUGCCAAUAUCGAUGCCCGGAACUUGAUGCUUGUAUAAACGCUUCAGUUUGGUGUGAUGGAAUGGACGACUGCCCUUCCGGAGUCGACGAAGCGAUCACUCACUGCUCCAUUUUACUUCAGCUUCCACCAAUUUAUCUAUUUUUUGGAUCCUUGUUUCUGAUUAUUUGCUGUAUCGCCUUCGUUUUUCUGUUAUGGAAGACCUGUCGAAGAAGACCGCGGUCAAUUCUCCAAACGCGCCUGCAAAGCCUUUCAUCGGACACAGCCAUUGUCGAUGAAAAAGGGCUGAUAUGUAGCUGACAUAGCGACAAUUCUGUGCGCUACGUGGAAAUUGACAGGGUCACAACGGUGUGACGUCAUGAAACUCGUCACUUAGCGUGCAGAAUAAAAGACUUGAAAUCUUUUUGUAAGUUUACUGCAAUUUGAAUAUUAGUGAAAGUUAGUAUUUUAGUACCAGAGGUUCUUAUAAUAAUAAUAAAUGAAAAUAGAGCUACAUUGAUUUCUAAAGCGCUAAGAGAAAUGUAUGUAAUUCUAUUUUUAGGAAUCGUAUAUCAUUUUUAAAAGUAAUAUGGUUGAAACAAGUAGUAUUUUAAUGUAUUAGGCAUACAUUUUAUCUUAGAUAAAACCGCCUUUCAUUUGUUUUAAUAAUUAUUAUUACAAUCAUGUUUAUAUACUUCUACAUUUACAUUUUUUUGCUGAACCUUAUGAUGGAAAUGGAUUUCUUUUUAAUUAAGUACUUGUAUGCUAAUGAAAAUAAUUUUCAUAUUAUACAAACGCUUAAAGCAAUAACAAAAAAAUUCACGAAAGAUAUUUUACUACUUUCGGUCUUUCAGAUAAAUUAGAGAUGGACCAAAACAUUUAUGCGAAUUUCAUAGCGUUGUGAUUUGGACUGUUUCAUACCUCUAGAACUGUUAGUAUUUUAGAACAAACAAUUAAUUAUUGUAACUAUGUACAUUGAGAAUAUUUUUCUUUCGCGUGGCUUUUUUCAUAAGUCAUCCGAUUAAAAAAUGGUAGCAGAAAGAAUUAUGCGGUGUAGAGGCUCGGUUUUUUCAUCAACAGUUAACAAACAAAUUAUCAAUACAUUUUUAUUGAAAUUUUGAAGCUACGGUUUUCAGAAGCCAAACUCUGAGCGUAUAGGGGGUCUUACUAGUGAUUGAUGACCGUGGCUCAGAUUUCACGUCAACAAGUAUGUCCCUGCCGCAAAAGGAAACGUGAAAUUGAAAAAAAAGCCGAAAAAUAAAAUUUAGCUUAGGAAGGACAUAGUUGAUGAGAAAACCGACCCUAAAAGUAAAUUUCAAUUCAUUAUCUAAAACAAAAAUUAAUUGAAUCAAUCUAAAUAAAUUUCUACCAAGAAAUCUUAAUUUAAAUUUCUACCUCUUGUAAGAUACAAAACUAGGCACUGUACAGUGGUACAAGAACUGAAGACACAAGAAUGUACAUAGUUGGUAAGAUAUGUUAAUCAAAAAAAAAAAAACUUAGAUGCUUGAGAAAACUAGAAAAUUGUUCUGAAAAAUUAAAUUUUAACCAAAGCUGGUUUAUACUGCUUCCUCCAAACAAAGACGCUUUAAGAAAAUAUCUAAUAAGUAGGUAUAAAAAAUUUUUGUUAUAGCAUAAAAUUGUAGUUGACAUAGGUACUUAUAAAUUCAAAUAAUAAUAAAAAUAGUUUUGUAUAAAAAUAAAUAAAUGAAUGAGGAUAAGUGUAAAAGUAAAAGCAGUUGAGCAGAUAAAAAAAUCAUAAUCUUACUAUUUUCUACUGAUAUACAGGUUGGUUCACCCCGAAAUUUUCACUUACGUUUUUUUGGUUAGGUACCUUCACAUUGUUACUCCCUUUACAGCUUUUCAUAGCCAAACCAAAGCGGGGGUAAGUGGUGCGACUCAACAAACAAAAUUUAAUACCUACCGAAUUUGAAUUGAUUCAGCUGAUACCUGGUGAAAAUUGAAAUCAAGAAGUAAAACUAAUUUCUAAUAUAUUUUCACUAAACUAUUAAAACAGUAACAUGUUUCGCUAUACUGUAGCAUAAUCAGACUGUUUCAACUCUAAACGUAAAGUAAUUACUAACAGGUACCUAC
This is a messenger RNA of Ceutorhynchus assimilis (cabbage seed weevil), 4233 nucleotides long. The record is from the annotation of a GenBank genome assembly. NCBI's taxonomy places the organism in Eukaryota, Metazoa, Arthropoda, Insecta, Coleoptera, Curculionidae.